Molecule: messenger RNA, 3551 nt
Organism: Xenopus laevis (African clawed frog)
Lineage: Eukaryota; Metazoa; Chordata; Amphibia; Anura; Pipidae
Gene: rbms3.S
Product: RNA-binding motif, single-stranded-interacting protein 3
Exons: 14
Coding region: 470-1687 (405 amino acids)
Cellular component (GO): ribonucleoprotein complex
Molecular function (GO): nucleic acid binding; RNA binding
Source: RefSeq, a predicted model, not a curated record
GGGGGAGGAGAGAGCGAGAGAGAGAGCGAGAGAGAACACUGAGGGAGACUGAGAGUAAGAAAGAAAGAAAGCAAAGCCGGUCUGCAGGAUAUCUGAGUUCCAAUAUCACAGCUCUCCUCAUUCCCAGGACAGGACUUUUUAUGCCUCACAGAAUCUGGAUUGUGAUUUUAUUACAAGCGAGCUGAUUUUUUUUAUAUUUCUUUUUUUGGUAUCUUGCGAAGGAGAUUGUGCUGGGGGACAGUGGAAAAUAAAUAUUUCUCUACAUGGUAUUGCUUCUUUUAAAGCCUAGAUGUUUCCCAUUUUGCUUUGGAAUUAACGACUGGUUAAAAAAGGCAAAGAAGUACAAAAAAUCUCAUCAGACCUUAUUGCUGUCUGGAAUUGUAAUUUCAGAAGAAGAAAAAGAAGAAGGGCCAGGGGCACUACACCCUGUCAACGAGUUUCCUGCAUCAGAGAUAAGGAUUCCAGCUACAUGGGCAAACGCUUGGAACAGCAACCAAUGUACCCUCAGUACACUUACUACUACCCCCAUUAUCUCCAAACCAAGCAGCCCUAUGCGCCAGCUCCCCACCCCAUGGCUCCUCCCAGCCCCAGCACAAACAGCAGUAACAACAGCAACAUCAGUGGGGACCAGCUGAGUAAAACAAACUUGUACAUUCGAGGACUUCCGCCAUGUACCACGGAUCAGGACCUCAUAAAGCUGUGCCAACCGUAUGGAAAAAUUGUAUCGACAAAGGCAAUUCUUGACAAAAACACGAAUCAAUGCAAAGGAUAUGGAUUUGUAGAUUUCGACACUCCUGCUGCAGCACAGAAAGCAGUCUCAUCUUUAAAAGCUAGUGGAGUGCAAGCUCAGAUGGCAAAGCAACAAGAGCAAGACCCUACGAAUCUUUACAUCUCAAAUUUGCCAAUCUCAAUGGAUGAGCAAGAACUCGAGAACAUGCUGAAGCCAUUUGGCCAUGUUAUUUCUACUAGAAUAUUGAGAGAUGCCAGUGGGGUCAGUAGAGGAGUUGGGUUUGCCAGAAUGGAGUCUACAGAGAAAUGUGAAGUAGUAAUUCAACAUUUUAAUGGAAAGUAUUUGAAAACACCUCCAGGAGUACCAGCCCCGCCAGAGCCUUUACUGUGUAAAUUUGCUGAUGGAGGGCAAAAGAAGAGGCAGAACCAGAGUAAAUACACACAGAAUGGCAGACCAUGGACAAGAGAAGGAGAAACUGGAAUGGCUCUGACAUAUGACCAAGCAGCAGCUAUGCAGAACGGAUUUUAUUCUUCCCCAUAUAAUAUUGCCCCAAAUCGUAUGAUUCCACAGACAUCAUUUAUUGCCGCUUCCCCUGUUUCUACAUAUCAGGUCCAGAGUACAUCCUGGAUGCCUCACCCACCAUAUGUUAUGCAACCAACAGGGGCUGUUAUAACACCAGCAAUGGAUCACACCAUGUCAAUUCAGCCUGCAAAUAUGAUGGGCCCUUUAACCCAACAAAUGAACCACCUCUCUUUGGGGACAACCGGGACAUAUAUGACUGCUGCUGCACCUAUGCAAGGGGCAUUCAUCCCUCAGUAUAAUCCUGUGCCUCCAACAGCUGUACAAGUUGAAACAGGACCAUCUUCACAGGAGGCCAGUGGACAACAGCAACAGAUAACUGUAGAGACAAACAAUGAACACGCAUCUGCAUACUCCUACCAACAGUCAAAACAAUAAAUUGAUCUAAGAAUGUUGGUCUGAAAACUUUGCCUUGAAUGAAGAAACUUCAUCCAUCAUGAAGUUGGCUUCCACUUUGCACAGGCAUUAAAUAAAAGCUUCUUUUUUUCCUCCCCUUCCAUUUUCUACCUUGCUCAACAAACCGUUUUUAUGUGCCGUGCAAAAAAUAAUUUCGUUAUGUAGUCUGACAAUUUUAUUUUUGCUACUUUUUUAAUUCAUGAUAAGCCUGGGGAAACAGUGUGCUGUUAACAUUUCAUUGGGAAGAACAUUUAAAUCCCAAGGCAUCUGGAGAUGUAGCUAUGAUAGACUUCCCAACCAGUAAAAACGAUGGAUGUCAAGAGGGAGCAAGAACAGACUAAAACAUAACUGUCUUCCUCUAUAAGCUAUUUUUUGAUUUGUUUAUAUUGAUCUUUUUCUGACAAGAAUGAAUAUGUAAGGUUUAUCUUGAAUAUUAAUUGCCUUAAUUUUAAGGAUGUCAGAGGAUUCCUGAUCAAGUAGUCAACAUCUUAAGGCAUAUAACAUGGCAUUUUAUUUGUACCUAUGAUCUGGUACAGAUUUUAGUAUGGGGUUUAUUGGUAUGAAAGAAUGACAUACAGUUUGAGAUGAAAAUCCUUCCUUCUUUGGAUGAAGACCUUUGUUUAUAAAGAACCAACGUCUGCAAGAAUAUGACCGAUUUGGGGACUUCAUUGAACUUAUCGACAGUGUUAAUAUGAAUAAAUAGAUGGCUGUAGCUUUUUGCAGUGAACUGAAAUCACAAAACAAGAGAUUAUACUGCAUUUGGGUGAAAUGCAGCUUUUAUUUGGUUAAAUGCUUUCUUCUUUGGUUUUAUUUUUUUAUGUUGCCAAGUGUGGUCUCUAGAAAAGAUAUUAGUGCUUUUUAUCCGCAAUCUUUUUUAUGAGUUUUAAGGACUUUUGAGUAUGCUAUGCUUGACAUUUUGCGCAAAUUAGCUUAGUAGCAUUGAAAAUAUAGGAUGUAUAUGGUUAAAAAAAAAAGUGCAAAACAAAAAAAAAGCAAUAGAUAGAAGAAAUUGUUGACAAUUUCUAUAGUCUUUCCUAGUUGUGAUCAAAUGCAGCCUAUGGAUGGCCUAUUUUAUACCAAAGAUGACAUGACACCCUAACACAGUUCUGAAGAUAGAGGUUUUUUUUUAAUCUUUAUUUGACCUACAUGGCCGGACCAGUUUUUACUUUUAUCUUUGUUUAAACUAUCUUCCACUGGUAUUCUACGUAGUACCUUUGUUUGUAAAAAAAACAUUUAAUGAUUUGUUUGUUAUCUCAAUGUGUUUGAGCAGUUGCAACAUAAGGUUACAACAAACAAAAAGCCAACUAUUGUAUAUGUAUGGCAUCUACAGAUCCUGUUUUUUAUGGCAUAACCUGAUCUUUUUGUACAGUUAUAAGUCUUCAUUUUUCUCAAACCUGUUGAAAGUUAAUUUUUACAUUUGAAAUGUCAUCUGAAAUUUGUUUUCAAUAUCCCCAUGAAUUUAAGACUUGUUGUAGAAUAAUUACAUUGAAGGUGACUGCCAUGUCUGUCAGGGUAUUUAUAUAAAAGUCCCUCCAUUACCAACACCAGAACCAACAGACCAGACUGUGGAACUUAGCUAUUGCAGGCUAUGGGAAUGAUCUGCCUAACAGCAAUACAGGUGAGACAUGCUACUGCGACUAACUGCAAGUGAUAAAGCGGUAAAUACUGUUUAAGUGCAAUAAAACAUCACCCAGAAAGUUUGUAAAGCCCUAUGGCAUCACUGCUUCAGGGAAAAGCAGUAGUUUCCUUUAAUAAUUUGGCAAUUACAUAUAGGGGCCCAUUUACUAAGGGUCAAAGUGAAUUUUCAAAUUCAGAAACAUUGAAUAUCAAAGUAAUUUUUGGGUAC